CCGGUCAGUGACACGGUGUGGACCAUGAUGCACUGCGGCUGGUCUCUGUUAGGUCCGCUGCAGUGGAUCCAUUACGUCAACAAACAGGUGAAGGUAAAGGCGGGAAAAGAUGAAGAGCACCGUGGCUGGCUGCUCACCGUGGACCCGGUGUCUGCCAGUCUGGUUCUGGUGGACUUCAGGGAGGAGGGUGGUGUGUCGGUGCAGGUGGUGAUGGGUCACGCUGUGGAGGAGGUGGAGGUCCUGCAGGAGGCUGAUGAGGAGACUGCCGAGCGUCUGCAGACCUCAUUCCUCCCCCCGAGGACGCGCAUGAUGGACUCAGAGGAGCUGAGGAGGCGGAGGGGUGCGGUCCGGGGGUUGCUGGAGAAGAACCGGGUCCCGGUGGAGGAGGAGGGGGAGGAGCUAAAGGUGGCAGGGGUCCUGAUCAUCACAGCCCCAUACAGACCGGAAGACUGCUGCAGCUCGAACCAGAUUAUCCUGGACCGCAUCCAGAAACUGAUGACUGACUGACUGUCUAAAUCUUUUUGUCCAGUAAAAAUCACUGAAGGCUGAAGCCCUGCCUUUAGCUGAUGAUGUCAUCAGUGUAAUGAGUCUUGUCACUUGUCAAUCAAAAAUCAAUAAAUUCUGAUGAACUGCUAA
Messenger RNA from Larimichthys crocea (large yellow croaker), 636 nucleotides. It is a transcript of the gene gemin6, whose product is annotated as gem (nuclear organelle) associated protein 6. NCBI's taxonomy places the organism in Eukaryota, Metazoa, Chordata, Actinopteri, Sciaenidae. The coding region runs from base 25 to 507 and encodes 160 amino acids. Gene Ontology annotation, biological process: spliceosomal complex assembly; spliceosomal snRNP assembly. The record is from RefSeq and is a predicted model, not a curated record. Gene Ontology annotation, cellular component: SMN complex; nucleus. The transcript has 2 exons.